Molecule: messenger RNA, 597 nt
Organism: Lachancea fermentati
Lineage: Eukaryota; Fungi; Ascomycota; Saccharomycetes; Saccharomycetales; Saccharomycetaceae
Source: the annotation of a GenBank genome assembly
AUGGAAACCAACACUAUAAUUAUAACUUCUGCAAAAACCGAUGUGAGCGCACCCGCCACCGUUGAACGAGUGCGCGCCUUCCUCAACGACAAUAUCCUCUCGCAGUAUGAGAUUUCGCCGAGUAACGCGCUACAGUUGAUUACUUUGACCAAUUUCAAGCGUCUCGUGCUGAUUUUUCCUACAUUAUCGCUUGCUCAACGUGCUAUGUCUGCUAAGAAUGAGGACAAAGCUGUGGACGAUUUACAAUUCAGUUACUCCCUUGUAGACACAGAUUAUCAGGACCAGAAGCAAUAUCUUGACCUGCCCCCACACAGAAAGCUUUUCUUGGUGUCGCCGCCCGUGUCGCCGCCUCCCGAGUUCGAUUACUCGCGAUUAGAGGAAAGUCCAGGCCGUGCUUUCGAACACGCAACCCACCAUCAGAUUCCUUCCGCGGUGAAUGCGCCACCAGAACAUCGGGUGCUUCUUGACCAUCCCAUCGGGACGAUAACGCUCGACUACUGCGGCGGAUCGGCCGCACCUAAUGGGGGAGCGGAGCUGUCUGUGGAACAUCUCCGCACUGGGAUGCCACCACGGUCCAUUUUCGAUGAAGACGAAUGA